This is a messenger RNA of Symbiodinium necroappetens, 2712 nucleotides long. The record is from the annotation of a GenBank genome assembly. NCBI's taxonomy places the organism in Eukaryota, Dinophyceae, Suessiales, Symbiodiniaceae.
AUGUCCUAUGAGGAGUCAUCAGAGGAACCUUCGAUGUCUGCGGAAGCCUCGGCAGGCUCUUUGUCAUCGAGGGCGGACAAUCUGGGCAGUGGUUCUGAUGCUGGCGGUGCCGAUGCGGCUCCCAACAGCUCAAAUGCUGCGCAACUGUGUGCGCGAGACAGCAGCUACAGAAGCCACGUGCAAAAGAUCAGUGCCUUCCGGCGACGCGCCAGCGGACUGCAACCAUCACAACUGGAAGAGCUACUGCGACCACAGUUACUGGAACCGGCAGCAACAUGCUUUACGGACGACCUUCAACGGCUGCAACAUCUAUUGGACGCCCCCAUCCUGCCGAAUGACAUGGGAUGGAUUCUUGGAUGUGACGGAGAAGGCCAGCCGCCGAAGUCGCUCCUGGUCCAGCGGUUGCAGACGCUUCUUGCCAGGCAUUUUGGUCAAGUGCUCCACUACAAAGCAGCCGCCAGUCUGGCUAUGUCCAUGCUGGACAUUCUUGCAAACGCGUGGUACCAAGAGCUCCUGCUCACCACCUGGCCCCUACUGGGGGAAGAUGGACAAAGGAGCCUCCAGACAUGGUUCUGGCGAUACCGGCUUGGGGCACAGCCAGAAGAUCUGCGGGAUGACUCUGCAGAAGAAGGCGUCAACGUGGCCGCGGAGCAACAUGAUCCGGCAGCCAGCUCGCAUGCCGGGCUGCCCUGGUCCCAAGUCCAGGGACUCAUGCACGAGGAUGCCGAUUUGUACUUGCAGAGUCUUUCGGCGCCGCCCUGGCGUCCCACCGGGACUCAGAUGCGUUGCACGACAGGCACCAGUGUGCUGCAGGACGAUAGGCAAACAGUCGGCUUUGACUACCAAGCCAGCGACCAUGCCCGCGCGCUGCGAGAUGGGCAGACGUCCUAUCGGGGCAGGUUGUCUGUACCUGAAGAUUUACUAACGCUCAUAAUGUAUAUCCACGACCAUGCUCUAAUCGUCCUCAAACGAUACGACCUUCGCGACAGUGUUCGGCUUGGCAGAGGGGUGCGGCAGGGAUGCGGCCUGUCACCUCAAUUGUGGCUAGCCUUCACUGUUCUUUUCUUUGACAAGGUGUCGUACCUGCCAGCCAAUGCGGUGUCUGGCUUUGCAGAUGACUUUCACAUCCAGUGGAGUAUCCACUCUGCCUGUGACAUGCACAACGCGUGUUCUCACAUUCCACGUGUCAUACAAGACUUGAACUCGCUGGGUAUGAAUGUCUCUGCGGACAAGACAGUCGCCCUGCUCGCACUAGCUGGAGCCGACGCCCCCAAGCUGAUGAAGACCUACACGGAAAGAACCCCGAAAGGCCAUCCGUCCGCAGACGCGCCAGCCACUGUCACAGAGGUGACGCAGGUUGCAGCAGACUUGGUAGACUUCGACAUGCCACCUACUUUUCAUCGACCUGCAUUGCAGAUGUCUUCGGCACUGCCAGACGAGCAGCUUCAGGAGGCGGCAGCGGAGCUGGCACGGUUCUCAGCUUACAUGCAGCCCUCCCCGGUGGCCACUCCAACCUCGACGGCGCCAUCGACGAGGGCAGGGGAGACGGCAAAUCUCCUGGACAUGGAGCUGGACGAAAGGCCCAAGCGCAACUCCCCGAGCCGAGCCGAAGCCCCGACGCGCGGGCUGGAGACGCCGCUGCUGGGAACUCCGCAAAAGUUCCUCAAAGCCGAGGGCAAAGGCGACAACAAGGGCGAGGGCAACCUCAACCAGAACACAGCCGAGGCAGCCGAAGCAGCCGAGACAGCGGAGGCCGAGACGGACACCCACCCGAAGCCGGCGGAGGAGAACAAGACCGAGCCCCCGGGACCCAGAGGCAAAGGACGCUCGCAGGAGCGCCAAUGGCCGACCAGACAGGAGCGUCGACGCCAGCAGGAGGCGCCGAGCCAGAGCUCCAAGGACCAGCAACGGGGAGGCUGGAACUGGGGACGCCAGCCGUACCAGUGGCCCAACCGCUCAGACAGAAAGGGCGGCUACCAGCGCAACGAGGACAACGAGAAGGAAGCGGCCCUCCGAAAGGAAAUCAAGGAGCUCAAGAACAUCAUCAGAGCCAUGGGCAGGCUUACCCUGCGGAUCGAGGAUCGCGCAGCCGUGGACAUGUUGGACAAGGAAUUUUUCCUGUUCCUUCAGACGGAGGCCAGCGGAAACGAAUGGAGCGUGACCAAGCGGUUGUGGACCGUGGCAACAGAGUGGAACCGGCUACGGGAAACUUCCCCGGAGGAGAUCACGCAGCCCCUACGCUGCGUACUCCUGCACGCCUUCCUGACGGCGCUGCAGAGCCAGGUGACGGCGAUCGAGACGAACUCCCAGCUGUUACAGCAGGCCAAGGAUCGCGGCCUGAUGCAGGACGAAAGCUAUUGCUAUCUACGUUGGGAUCAUCAGGAACGCCGCCACCUGCCAGCACCUCAACAGCCGCUCGAACACCAGACGCUCCAGCAGUGCCUCCAGCUGAUGUUGCGGCUCAUCGUGUUCCCGAAUACGGUGGGCAACUUCCACCCAGUUCGCAAGAUGACGGCCGGGUUGAGCUCCGAAGUGCUGCCCUUUGCUUUGGUUAUUCAGAACCGAAACCAGGAGGCGCAGCAGCUCUAUCAGUGCUGCCAGAGAUUGUCGAGGAACUCCAGCCUUCACCUGGUGGGAGCUACAAUGAGGCCGGCGAAACUGGGCCGGUCACCGGCUGCAGUCGCCUUGGACAAGAUGCUGCAAGAUCUUUGA